AUGGCCUCCCACCGCAUCGGCGCGCGCGUCGCGGGCCUGUCGCCAGCGCAGCUGUGCGCCAUCAUCGAGGCGCAGGCGGGCGCGAGCGACGCCGCGCUGCGCGUGGCAGAGGAGCACGCCGCGCGGCUCGUGGAGCAGCCCGAGUGGGUGCUCUCCGAGGUCCUCCUCUCGCCGGACCUCGCCCCGCACAUCCUCGCCCAGCUGCCGACCAAGGAGCACGCCGCCAAGGGGACGUGCCGCGCGUGGCGCCGCGGCUGGAAGGAGACGCUGAAGAAGCGCGAGAGGCCGCGCCUGGGGAGAGUACUCGUCGCGCGCGCUCGCGUCGACGCUGGCGGCGGCAAGCGGCUCCUCCCCGCCGUCCCUGCCGUCCCCGCCGUCCCCGCCGUCCCCGCCGUCCCCGCCGUCCCCGCCGUCCCCGCCGGGCGGCGCGGCUUCCCCCUCCGCCUCGAGGGUAAGGUAGACGAGGGAGAGCCAAAGCGUCCGCAGCUCCGCCUCCUCCGGCAGCAGCGGCCGGCCCGCGGUCGAGUGCUCCGCUUCGCACGCCGCGACCGCGGAGCCCAGCGCAGGCAGCGGCACCCCGAGCCGGUAGCCGCCCACAGCAGACGCGAUGAAGAGCUUAAGCGUGGUGACGUCGCCGCGCGCCGCGUCCAUGCAGGCACGGACAAAUGUGGCCUCGACGAGCUCGGCGACCUUUGA
Molecule: messenger RNA, 696 nt
Organism: Emiliania huxleyi CCMP1516
Lineage: Eukaryota; Haptophyta; Isochrysidales; Noelaerhabdaceae
Exons: 2
Coding region: 1-696 (231 amino acids)
Source: RefSeq, a predicted model, not a curated record